CGCACACCAUUGCGGCCCAAACCAGCGAUCAUGUCACGACCCAACCCCUUCCUCAACCUCUUCCGCCGCUACUACACCCGCCAAACCUCCUCCCUCUCCAAUCCCUCGCCUCCCACCCGCCCUCAAUGUCUCCGCGAACGCCUCCACCUCCGCCUCUCCCAACACCAACAGCGAAUCCUCCCCCUCCACAUCCGCCGCCACGCCUCCAACAAAACCGGCGACAACGGCCUCGACCCCAACUUCGUCUCCAUCCUCGACGCGCCCGCCAAAAUGGCGCGCGUCGGCAAGCAGCACCACCGCGGCGGCCUGCUCUUCCUCGCCAUCAUCCCCAUCACGGCCUUCGCCCUCGGCUGCUGGCAGGUACAGCGUCUGGGCUGGAAAACCGACCUCAUCGCCCGCUUCGAGGAUCGUCUGACGUUCCCGCCGCUCGAGCUACCCGUCCGCAUCGACCCGGAUGCGAUCGAGGAUUUCGACUAUCGCAAGGUGUGGGCCAAGGGUGUGUUGAGGCAUGAUCAAGAGAUGUUGGUAGGGCCGCGCAUGAUGGAGGGGGAGAAUGGGUACAUUGUUGUGACGCCGCUCGAGCGGACGGACGAGCGGGGCAACAAAUCCAAGAUUCUGUGUUGUAGGGGGUGGAUCAAGGCGGAUACGAAGGCGCAGUGGUUUCGGACGGCGUCGGGGGCGUUGCCCGAGGGGGAGGUCGUGAUUGAGGGACUGCUGAGGGUGCCGCCGAAAAGGAAUAUGUUUACGCCGGUGAAUCGGCCGGAGAAGGGGGAGUGGUUUUUCCCGGAUGUGGGGGAGAUGGCGAGGUGGACGGGGAGUCAGGAGGUGUGGGUUGAGGAGACGAUGACGCCUGAUUUGCUGGUCAACUAUGAGAGAGAGCCGAAAGGCAUUCCCAUUGGGAGACCGCCCACCGUCAACCUGAAGAACAAUCAUACGCAGUACAUCUUCACCUGGUACGCGCUAAGCUUAGCCACAUCCGUCAUGUUCUACAUGGUCGUGAAGAAGCCGAUAUCCGGCAUCCAGGCGCGCGUCAGACGCAGCCAUGAAUGGUCAUAGGUAAACCCUUGACCACUUCCUUCACCCAUCCUCAUCCUCCUCUUCCUGGAUAGCUUCCAUACGCUUCCUCUUCUGCCUCCUCCCCUUGGCACUCACAGGCUGCAUGCGGAGUUCCUGUAGCAACUCCCGAGGCAGCAUCUUCUGCGCUAGCGAGAACGCCGUCGUGUUUGCAGAGAUCUGACGUUGUCUAUUCGUACCAUCCGUCAGCUGGCGCACUUCCUGUACAUAUGUAUCAUACGUUGUGCAUAUAUGUACGAUAGCUCUGUAGAACGGAGCCAUUUAAAAAAACAGAGACUUAUGACAUACCUCUUCAUCAAACAAACCACAUCCUGCUCCUCCACCACCUUCCUCCCCGCA
This is a messenger RNA of Westerdykella ornata, 1413 nucleotides long. Its product is annotated as SURF1-domain-containing protein. NCBI's taxonomy places the organism in Eukaryota, Fungi, Ascomycota, Dothideomycetes, Pleosporales, Sporormiaceae. The transcript has 3 exons. Gene Ontology annotation, biological process: mitochondrial respiratory chain complex IV assembly. Bases 31 to 1056 code for a protein of 341 amino acids. The record is from RefSeq and is a predicted model, not a curated record. Gene Ontology annotation, cellular component: mitochondrion; membrane.